This is a messenger RNA of Cavenderia fasciculata, 1446 nucleotides long. RefSeq names its product uridine kinase (gene udkA). Gene Ontology annotation, molecular function: ATP binding; kinase activity. The transcript has 5 exons. NCBI's taxonomy places the organism in Eukaryota, Evosea, Eumycetozoa, Acytosteliales, Cavenderiaceae. Gene Ontology annotation, cellular component: cytoplasm. The record is from RefSeq and is a predicted model, not a curated record. Bases 1 to 1446 code for a protein of 481 amino acids.
AUGCAAGAUAAUAAUGUAUCAAAUGAAACACAACUUGUUACAAGUACAGAUGUAAACAAUAACAAUACAACAAGUAACACUAAAAAGAUAUAUACAUCGGGUAGACCACCUUGGUACGAUCAACAAGGUAAAUUAAAGAACCCACUUGUUAUUGGUGUAUGUGGUGGUAGUGCUUCUGGAAAGACUUCAGUUUGUCAUGAAGUUAUUAAAGCUCUCAAUGUUAGAUGGGUAGUUUUACUUUCAAUGGAUUCAUUUUAUAAACCAAUUACAAAGGAUCAAGAUCCAGCCAAUUAUAAUUUCGAUCAUCCAAAUGCAUUUGAUUAUGAUUUGAUGAUCAAGACUAUUGGUGAUUUGCGUCAAGGUAAACGUACUCAAAUCCCAAUCUAUGACUUUAAGACUCAUAGUCGUCUUGCUCGUCAAAACACUGUCUAUGGUGCCGAUGUCAUCAUUCUCGAAGGUAUCUUGACUCUCUAUUCAAAGGAAUUAUGUGAAUUGAUGGAUAUUAAGAUUUUCAUUGAUACUGAUGAUGAUGUUAGAUUAUGUAGAAGAUUGAAAAGAGAUAUUGCUGAAAGAGGUAGAACUUUAACAAGUGUUAUUGAACAAUAUAAUAGAUUUGUUAAACCAUCAUUUGAUGAUUAUAUUUUACCAACAAAGAAAUAUGCAGAUAUAAUUGUACCAAGAGGAUCAGAUAAUAUUGUAGCAAUUGAAUUAUUGACAGAACAUAUUAAAGGAAUAUUAAAGGAACGUGGAUAUGUUGCAGAAAGAUCCAUGCCAAUUGGAGGGAUCACUGCCGAAAGUUUGCCAGCCAAUAUUCACAUUAUGCAGGAUACUAACCAAAUCAAGGCAAUGCAUACUAUCCUUCGUAACAAGGCCACCAAUGUUGGUGAUUUUGUUUUCUAUUCUGAUCGUUUAGUUAUGCUCAUCAUUGAAGAGGCUCUUACCCUCUUGCCAUUCAAGGAAAAGGUUAUCACUACACCAGUCAACCAAGUCUACAAGGGUGAACAAAUGGAUUGCAAGGUGGCUGCAGUCUCUAUCUUGCGUGCUGGUAGUUGUAUGGAACAUCCACUUCGAUCCAUUUGCAAAGGUAUUAAAACUGGUAAAAUUUUAAUUCAAUCUGAUGAGAAUAAACAACCUCAUUUAUUUUAUGAAAGAUUACCAGAUUUAAGUGAUUCACAUGUAUUGGUACUUGAUCCAACAAUUGCAACUGGUGCAUCAUCACAAAUGGCUAUUCGUGUAUUACUUGAUCACGGUAUCCCAGAGGAUCGUAUUAUUUUCGUGUCGGUCAUUGCUUCGUUAAAGGGUGUAAUGUGGUUGAAUUAUUGCUUCCCUGAUAUUAAAAUCGUUGCUAGUGCACUCGACAAUGAAUUGUCUGAAAAUGGUUACAUCCUUCCCGGUAUUGGUAAUUAUUCUGAUAGAUAUUUUGGUACUGGUGUCAAACAAUUAUAA